Scomber japonicus (chub mackerel) is the source of this 2535-nucleotide messenger RNA. It is a transcript of the gene dact2, whose product is annotated as dishevelled-binding antagonist of beta-catenin 2. The transcript has 4 exons. The record is from RefSeq and is a predicted model, not a curated record. Bases 1 to 2535 code for a protein of 844 amino acids. Gene Ontology annotation, biological process: negative regulation of nodal signaling pathway. Gene Ontology annotation, cellular component: cytoplasm. NCBI's taxonomy places the organism in Eukaryota, Metazoa, Chordata, Actinopteri, Scombriformes, Scombridae.
AUGCUGAGUAGGAAAGGUUACUGUGCGGGGAUGAUGAGCGCUGCAGUCGGAGUGGACCGCAGCAGGGUCGGAGAGAGGCUGCAGGCUGCUCUGGCCGGACUGCAGGAGCUGCAUCUGCUGAAGGACAGACAGAGCGACAUGGUGAGCUGGGCACUCAGAGUGGACCGAGAGGAGCCGGUGACUUCUGUCCACGAUGGACCGGAGGAUCCCAGGACGAUGGGAGCUGAGGAACAGCGGCUGGAGGCGACUCUUACAGCCCUGAAGCAACAGCUGUCUCGUCUUCGGAAGCAGGAUGUAGGCCUGAAGACACACUUGCAGCAGCUGGACCAACAGAUCAGUGAGCUGAAGCUGGACGUGAGCAAAGCCUCUACAGAGCAGCUGGAGAGUGACAGCAGGCCAAGUUCAGGUUUCUAUGAGCUCAGCGAUGGUGGCUCUUGUUCACUGUCCAACUCCUGCACCUCAGUGUACAGCGAGUGUCUGUCAUCCUCCCAGACGAGCCUUCUCCUCCCUCCCAUGAGUCCUGCUAAUACUCACAUUAGCCCACCUUUACAAGCAGAUGUUUGCCGUCGGCGUUCAGCUGAUGAGAGCACUACCCAACCCAACCCUCCACGUGCCACAGGCUUUCAUCUCGGGAGCAGCAGAAUCCGAGCAAGUACUACUGGCACCGAGAAGGCACGACCAAGACCUGUGUCAACAGGUGAUCUCGAUAGGAUGAUGGCCCAAGGACAGAGCUACUACAAAUCUGUGGAUGCAAAGAAACCCUCCAUGUGCCACAACCCAAAGAUCUCCACAGUGGACCCCAAGUUCCAGAGCAACCUGGUGUCCCGCAGUGGGACUGAAGUGUAUCAAUACCCGAGCCCCCUGCAUGCUGUGGCUCUCCAGAGCCCAAUCUUUUCUCAUGGGCCCGAACCAAACACACCUGGACUUCUCGAGGGGCACGUGAAUGGUUCUGACACCCCCCAAAAGGCACAAAUGGGUUACAUUGACAAGCUCCUCCAGCGCAGCUUGAGCAAAAUGAGUGAAAUGGGCACAGAGACUCUGCAGUCACACAGCGACUAUCUCAGGAAGCCCACUGAGGUUGUAACUGUGUUUCCUGAGGUGUCUCAGAAAGAGGUGUCCCAGCUGCAGCCUCUUCCAGCCCAGACCACAAGCAUCAUACCACUAGAUAACAACCAGAAGAGGCACUGCAUGACAUAUUUCAGUCAAGACACAGCUGAUAACGAAAACCACAAACAAUCAGUGAGAGCUCUGGAGAUUUCAUACCGGUGCUCCUAUCCUACUGCCACGAGAGAGUACAGCUCUGAUGAGGUCACCACUUCAUCCUUGAGGAGAAAUGACAAAACACAGGGAGAAUAUGGUAGCAUAGCGAGAAGCCAUUCAGAGAAGAGAUGUGGCGAUAAUCCAGAAACAAGGCCAUUAGAGAGGAAGGGCCACAGGCAGAGACCAGCCAUGGCUCACAGCUCCAGCACAGAGGAGAGUCAAGGCUUUGAGAAUCACACAGCUUCCCCUGAGUUCGUCCAUGCAAAAUUUGUCCCCGCUGGUUCUCAGAGGGUCAAAGUGAGACAGGCAGACCGUAAAACCAAAGCUGUAAAACUCAAGAGAAAAAACGGUGAGAAGCCUCGAGCAAUGAGGCAGCAACAUGGCUACUCCUCCGGUGAAAGGACCAGAGAGAGCAGUGGAUCCAAGGGAGAACCGAGAAGAUCAGGAAAAGGAAAGGUGAUCCAGAAAUGUCAACCAGAGGAACGCAGACAGGGCUCAGGCUCAGACUCAAGCCAUUGUGGCCCAGUACUGAUGCACACCCAUAAGGUUUAUCCUAAGCCGAACCCCAUCCCUGCUGUUACCAAAUCCAGCAAGAGCCGCAGACUGCAGAGUGUGGAGUAUGAGCAGCCUGUAGAGCAGAGGAGGAGGAGACAAGGGGCUUCCAAGUGGCCAUCUGAUGUGGAGAUGUUCCAGGCCUCGUGUGCUCAACGUCAGAGGUCAAAAGAGCCACAUGCUCAGGCACCAGGGAGCAUGCAGAUGGUUCGCAGUAUGAGUGCCAGGCCAGGGCAGUGGGUAGGAUCUCCUCGCCCCUUCCAAUCCUCCAUGUCCUCAAACUCAUUCCUCCACAAUCUCAAUGCCAGAUAUCCUCCAGCUCCCUUCCAUAUGUCAGUCCACUACCCACCCAGAUGUGAGUCUGAGUACUCAGCUGAAUGCGCCUCACUCUUUCACUCCACCAUUGCUGAAAGCAGCGAGGGGGAGAUGAGCGAUAACACCACCAAUCGCUUCGGAGAUAGCGAGUCCAGCCAAAGUUUCCAGUCCCUUUCAGACUCCGACAGCAGCCUGUCCCUGGAUGAGGGUGACCAGGUGGACAGUCACGAGGAGGAGGGAGGUCUGGUGUGGGCUGAGGCUGCACUUGGGCCCACUGCAGCCGGUCAGCCCCUCCAGCAGCUCCCACGACCAGAGCCCUCCGCCUGCCGCAUCAAAGCCUCUCGAGCCCUGAAGAAGAAGAUUCGGCGGUUUCAGCCUGCCUCCCUGAAGGUCAUGACCCUGGUGUAG